AUGAACAUAAUUCUUCAAAACUUAUGUCCCCACAUGCCCAACUUUGGCAUCCUAUACAACACCGAUUUGCAUAUAUCGAUUGAUGCUGAGAGGGGACUCUACAUCACUGGCUACAUUAACAAAAAAAAUUGUAACUUCAUACAUGAUAAGACGAGAAAAAACGAGUUCGAAGACAGUGAGGUCAAAAUUAAAAUUAUAAACAAAAGAAAAAAUACACUUAAUUAUAAAAAAGGGACAAACAGAAGACUCUACUCCUGGAUUGAUAAUAUAAAGGAGCUCAGUUUAGAUGGCUGGGUAAAAUGUGAAUUGGCUGGUUGCUUAGAGGCGGUCAUUUUUAUCCAUGGCUACAACACCAGUCACUUGGAGGCGCUACAAAUCUUGGGGCAGAUGGCGUCCUUUGGAAAUUUCCCCAAUUACAUCAAGCUGUUCCUUUUCAAUUGGCCCUCGGGGAAGAACUUCCUGGAGUUUUUCAUCGCCAAGGACAACUCUAAGAAUAAGAAGGGGCACCACGCGUUCAAGUGCUUCCUGGACACGUUGCGGAGUAACGGAAUCCGGCAUGUACACAUCAUCACGCACAGUAUGGGGACGAGGAUGUUCCUGCUGGCCUUCCACGACAUCGUGAAGAGCGACCUCUUCUCAACCAUCGACGAGAAGGAAACGGGGCAAAAUAACCUCACCAAAAUGAAACUCAUCACACUCACAAUGAUGAACCCAGAGUACUACCUAAGUGAUUUCGUAAACAAGGAGUAUGUGUUCCUUCGUUCCUUCUGUACAGUCAUAUCCAUUUAUUGUGACUCGAACGACAAGGCAUUGAAGUGGGCAGAAAUUUUCAGCGGAACAAAAUCGCUUGGAAAAAAUGUAUUCGAUUUAAACAUAUGCAAAGACACCUAUCAUAAGGGAUCAAAUGGGAUGGAAAAUUACAUCUUCGAUAGUAACAAAUUGGAUUAUUUUUCUAUCCCUAAUAGAAAUGAAACAAACGAGAGUGAUAAUAGUUUUGAAGAACCCAAAUUAGUUUCUUCCUUUUUUGACUGUGAAAAUUUUAAUGUAUCCUCAAAAGAAAAAAUGAGAAAUAAAGGCUUUAUGACUAGCCUUGUACAGAAAAUGAAGAAAAUUUUUCAUUUUUUUUGUACAAAGAGGGGUAGUAACGGCUCGAAUGAUCUCAAUGAACAAACGUCCUUAGAGCAGGAUCAGGGGAAAUCCAACAAGGAUAUGACUCACCAUAAGUUUGUUCACCAGCCACCUAUGUUCAGAAAUACUCUGCUCGUUUUUACAGGGAUAGAACCCAUUUACUGCUGCAGAGAUAAUCGUGAUUGGCUAGAUGUAGAUGUGAUAGAUACCACUUGGUUAGGAUCAAAUGUGCAUACCUUGAGACACUCAUACUGGUCUUUGAACAGAGAAAUUAUUGAGGACAUUCGAGAACUUAUUGUUACUAGGAAAAGGGCUCGACAAAGGACAUCUAGACUGGACCGGCGAGAGGGCAACGUCUGGGUUUAUAGAGUCGCUCCUUCUCACCUGAAAUCCAUUUUUGAUUCGGACAUAUGA
This is a messenger RNA of Plasmodium fragile, 1542 nucleotides long. RefSeq lists its product as uncharacterized. The coding region runs from base 1 to 1542 and encodes 513 amino acids. The transcript is spliced from 2 exons. Lineage: Eukaryota; Apicomplexa; Aconoidasida; Haemosporida; Plasmodiidae. The record is from RefSeq and is a predicted model, not a curated record.